Molecule: messenger RNA, 1497 nt
Organism: Triticum turgidum subsp. durum (durum wheat)
Lineage: Eukaryota; Viridiplantae; Streptophyta; Magnoliopsida; Poales; Poaceae
Source: the annotation of a GenBank genome assembly
AUGAGAGUACCGCAGAUGACAAGGGUCAUCCAUGACUCGGGAGAAGGCAUGCAGAAAGAUGCACUUGACAUGGUAUCCUCUGAUGUUAACUUCCCCAAGGGCCACUUUCCAGACUACAGGAUUGGGCCAAACAACCAAAUCAUUGACCCAGAGGAGACGCACGAGGUUGUGCCUUUGAAGGAGAUUGUUGCGAAAGAAACAACACAACUGCUAGAGCAGCGAAAGCGGCUGUCAGUGCGUGAUCUCAGGGAGAAGUUUGAGAAGGGUCUGUCUGGUGCCUCCAAGUUGUCUGAAGAGGCUAAGCGGCGUGAAGCAGCUUCCCUGGACAGGCAGGUUCUUCUGAAGAAGCUCAGAGAUGUUCUAGACACGCUGAAAGGCCGUGUGGCUGGUCGAAACAGAGAUGAUGCUGAUGAAGCUAUCUCGCUGGUGGAAGCACUAGCAGUUCAACUUACUCAAAGAGAAGGUGAAUUAAUUUAUGAGAAGGCUGAAGUAAAAAAGUUGGCUAGCUUCCUCAAGCAGGCUACUGAAGAUGCCCGAAAGGUAGCUGAAGAGGAAAGAGCUCUUGCACUCGCUGAAAUUGAAAAAUCUAGAGCUGCAAUAGAAAAAGUUGAGAAAGCGUUGCAGGAGCAGGAUUCAGCAUCAAGUAGCAGAGAGAAGGAGGAGAUAGAGGAACUUAGGAAAGAGAUUCGAGAGGCUAGACGAAUAAAAAUGCUACACCAGCCAAGCAAGGUAAUGGACAUGCAGUUUGAGCUUCAGGGACUGCGUACACUUAUAUCAGAAAAAACACAGCUUUGCAAUCAGUUAAAGAAAGAGCUUGCCAUGAUCAAGAGGCUUGAACAAGAUAGCUCUAAACUCUUUGAGCUUGAAGGUUCUGAUACUCUUGGAUCACAGUUCCGUAUUGUCCCUCGAGUUGAUGGUGCUCCAGACAUCUCAAGCUGUCCAGCUCAGUGGUACCGUGUAAUUUCCGGAGGCCACAGAGAGCUCGUAUCGGGUGCAACGAGACUUACUUAUGCUCCAGAGCCAUUUGAUGUUGGCCAAUUGUUGCAAGCAGAGAUAAUUUUGAAAGCAGAUAAAGUUACGGUUCAGACAGAUGGCCCUAUAAAUCAUGCUUCAGGACUGGAACAUUAUGUGGAAUCGCUAAUGAAAAGGGCGGAUAUUGAGUUCAAUGUGGUAGUAACCCAAAUGAAUGGGAAUGACUACGCAUCAAAAUCUGUCCAUGUAUUUCAUAUUGGAAAGCUGAGAGUGAAGCUUCGGAAAGGAAGGUCUACAAAAGCAAGGGAGUCAUAUUCCACCACAAUGAAGUUGUGUGGAAGCCGAGGUGGUGGUAAUGCUGCGGCCUGUGCAGUCUUCUGGCAAACUAGGAAAGGCCUAUCCUACACUCUAGCUUUCGAGACGGACAGGGAUAGGAAUGCCGCGAUUAUGCUUGCUCGGAAAUUUGCUUCCAGUUGCAACGUUGUUCUUGCUGGACCAGGCGAUCAAGUCCACGGUGGUGGCUGA